UUAGACGUCGGUGUUUCACGUCGGACGCUCUCUUGGUAACACACUCAUAGCGCAUUGACGCAGUUAGCUGACAGCGUUUUGUUUUUCUUGUCAACAGCUGCAUUGGACAGAGCGCUCUGUCUUAAUAAACAUAAAUAUGUCUAUAUUUACGCCAACAAACCAAAUACGACUGACAAAUGUGGCGGUGGUGAGGAUGAAGAAGGGAGGGAAGAGGUUUGAAAUCGCCUGCUACAAGAAUAAAGUAGUGAACUGGAGAGCAGGAGCAGAGAAAGACCUGGAUGAGGUUCUGCAGACACACACAGUCUUUGUCAAUGUGUCCAAAGGUCAGGUGGCCAAGAAGGAGGACUUGACCAAAUCUUUUGGGACAGACGAUCUGACAGAAAUCUGUAAACAGAUCCUGGCCAAAGGUGAGCUCCAAGUGUCAGACAAGGAAAGGCAUACUCAGCUGGAGACGACGUUUAGGGACAUUGCGACUAUAGUGGCAGAGAAGUGUGUCAACCCUGAGACCAAGAGGCCGUACACAGUCAAUCUCAUUGAGGGGGCCAUGAAGGACAUCCACUACUCUGUCAAGCCCAACAAGAGCUCUAAACAGCAGGCUCUGGAAGUGAUCCGGCAGCUGAAGGAGUCCAUGGAGAUCCAGAGGGCCCACAUGAGGCUGCGAUUGGUGCUGCCAGCCAAGGAGGCCAAGAAGCUGAAGGAGAAGCUGAAACCGCUCCUGCAGGUUGUGGAGAGUGAAGACUUUGAUGAGCAGCUGGAAAUGGUGUGUCUGGUGGAUCCCGGCUGCUUCAGAGAGAUCGAUGAGCUGAUCCGCUGUGAGACCAGAGGACGAGGUUCUCUGGAGGUUCUCAGUCUGAAGGACGUGGAGGAGGGAGAGGAGAAAUUCUAGAAACCCCAACCAGUCAGGACUCUGCACCUUAUCGACACUAACAUGCCUCAACGCGGCUCGCAAACUGCAAAACUCAUUCAAGAGCCUAUAUUUUUGAUGGGAUUCAUGCUGAUUUCAGCCUUUCCCGUUUCUGUGUCUCUCUAUGAUUAAAGGAUUUGAUUAACUGAAAGAAAACAUUUGCCAGAUUUGCAUGCUGGGUGGAAUGUAUUUUUGGAAAGUUUGAUGGAGUAUUUAUACCUAAACGUGCAGAUCAGUAAAUAGUUCUGGUUUGCGUUCACUUCUUUUUUAUUUUAUUUCAGUACCUCUGUAACAUUAACAGAACUUUUCUGCCUUCCAACAGAUUUGUGUGCCAUGUAGUUAUGCCUAAAUCCCUCUGUUAUGGAUAAUUACUUUGACCCAAUAACAUAUAUUUUUUCAUAAUGAAUAAGCUUGCUCUGCAGCAAAUAAAUACGGAACGAAA
Molecule: messenger RNA, 1346 nt
Organism: Anoplopoma fimbria (sablefish)
Lineage: Eukaryota; Metazoa; Chordata; Actinopteri; Perciformes; Anoplopomatidae
Gene: sbds
Product: SBDS ribosome maturation factor
Exons: 5
Coding region: 137-886 (249 amino acids)
Biological process (GO): ribosome biogenesis; cytosolic ribosome assembly
Source: RefSeq, a predicted model, not a curated record